Salarias fasciatus (jewelled blenny) is the source of this 2229-nucleotide messenger RNA. Its product is annotated as E3 ubiquitin-protein ligase RNF26-like. The coding region runs from base 141 to 1298 and encodes 385 amino acids. Gene Ontology annotation, biological process: protein ubiquitination; ubiquitin-dependent protein catabolic process. The transcript is spliced from 2 exons. The record is from RefSeq and is a predicted model, not a curated record. Gene Ontology annotation, molecular function: ubiquitin protein ligase activity. Lineage: Eukaryota; Metazoa; Chordata; Actinopteri; Blenniiformes; Blenniidae.
GUCGCGAUGACAGAUAAUUGAGAAACAUGAAGCAGAAAGUAAACCUCGUAAUAACAAACUUCGCGAGUCAAACUACGAACGUUUGACAGAAUAUUCGCACGCAUGGUUGAGACGUUGUGCCUCGUGUUUUUACGGCCGUCAUGGAGGAGGUGAGCGUGUGGAGCGUGGCGGUGGGCGGAUGCGUGGACGCCUGCUUCCUGCUGCUGGACCUGCUGCUGCGCUCGCUCAGCUGGACGCUCCGCCUCCUGUCGGGCGUCGGCGGCGUGCUGAGCGGCUCCUCCGUGGUCCAGUCCUGGAAUUUCGCCCAGCUGUCUUUUCUCACGGCGGCCGAGGCGGCGUCCGACGCCGCGCGCGCGGUCCUGCAGGCCGCCGAGGGCUGGCUGCGGGCGCUGGCGAGCGUGCUCGAGAGCUUCAAGAUGGCGGGCCACUUGUGCUGUCACGUGGCGUGGCGAGCCAAAGACGUGCUGCAGCGCAGCCUGAUUUCCGGGAGCGGCGUCCUGCGGCAGGCGUGUGAGGGCGUGGGCGUGGCGCUCAGCCUCAUCCUCUACCUCAUCAACACGGCCGUCAAUGUCUUCCUGAUCGGCGUUCAGAACUGCACGGCGGCAAUAGCGAGCGUGUGGGAGGCGGCGGCGGCGCCGGUGCACCGGGCACUGGAGCUGGCCCUGAGCGCACUGACCUUCCUGUACAGCAGCUUGGUGGGCGCCGCCGUGCUGCUGUGGGCGUCGUGCCAGCUGCUGGUGGACGUCCUCGCCACCGUUUUCACGCUGGACGGACUACUGGCCGCCGCCGUGGCCUCGCCGCCGCUGCUGCUGGUGCUGUGGAACCCCGGGAUCUCCGCCCUCGCCAGACAGCUGUGCCUUCGACCUGUAGAGGCGGUGCGGGCGGCGGCUCGCCGCCUGGGCACGGUGGUGGCGUCACCUGACGCGGCACACGGGGCGGACACGAGCCCGCGCCCAGACGCAGAUGGCGCCGACACGCCUCCUGUAAUCGCACCGGCUCAGGGUGACACCGGGCAGGACGGCGAGACGGCGGCAGCGGGCGGUGAGACGGCGACUGGAGCUGCCGGGGGGGCGACGACGGGAGCCGGCGGCAGCGGCGAGCUGCUGAACCUGCUGCAGGAGCAGGAGGAGGGGAAGAAGUGCGUGGUGUGUCAGGACGAGAGCAAGACCGUGCUGCUGCUGCCCUGCCGCCAUCUUUGUCUCUGCCGCCACUGCGCCGAUAUCCUGAGCCAGCGGCCCGCCAGCCGCUGCCCACUCUGCCGCCAGCACAUCACGCAGACCAUGGACGUCUUCCUCUGAGGAGCUCAGCGCUGCCCCCUCUGGUGGUGAAAUGCCACGACAGACGACUGUUAGGUUGAGCUUUUCAUUUCGACUUCAUUGACCUCUGAGGAACACGAGCGUCUUCCUGAAACACAACAUGGUGACGUUAAGAAGAAAUACGUCUCAGUAAAAACACAAAAUCAACUAAACAAAAGAAACGUGAAAAAGUCAUGAAAAAUCAAUGGAAGCUUCCUAAAUUUCUGCUCUUUCAUCAUUCCAUAGUGACUGUUGUACUGAAAUCUUUAAGAGUUCCAGAAAAAAGCUUCAUAGACAUUCUUUCCGUUCAAGUGUUUCACAGUCAGAGACCAAACAUUCCUGUUUCAUCCUUCAGUCGCUGAAGUGUUCAGUUCCAAAUGUGGAGCAGAAGCAGACUGAAGUGUGAAAAAGAUGAAGCUGGUUGUUUCAGUAUUUAGUUGAAAUGAUUGACACUUUCAAAAAGUUAUGCUUCUCCCCCUUUCGACUGAAUUAGUGUACCGUUGCCAUGGAAACACACCCAGAACACAGCGGAAGUAUUUCGUGUUUUACCUGGAAAUGUCCUGUGAACGGGACUGAAACGCACAGCUUCAGUCUGCAGCUACUUGAAACCACGUAUUUAUAAAACAAGCACUUUCAUGAAGAAAACACUGACUUGAGGUUUUGACUCUAAAGCGUUCACAAGACGACGUGAGUGAAAUAACCUGCGAAAUGUUGCCAAGUGAAGACGUCCUGAUCAGAUCAGGGCUGAUUUCAGAUGAUUUGUUUUCUCAGUUAAUUGAUAACUUGAGCUGAUCGCUGCGGAUUUUUCCCGUGACGUUUUUGCUCCAUGUCACUGCUGAGUCCGUUAAGACACUGUUACUGUUUUCUCUCUGCUGUCUCAUUUUGGAUUUUCUCUGAAAAUAGAAAAAAAAAAAAACCCUUCUAAAUCUGUCCU